Molecule: messenger RNA, 1328 nt
Organism: Anopheles maculipalpis
Lineage: Eukaryota; Metazoa; Arthropoda; Insecta; Diptera; Culicidae
Product: cytochrome b5-related protein-like
Exons: 4
Coding region: 1-1305 (434 amino acids)
Biological process (GO): lipid metabolic process
Cellular component (GO): mitochondrion
Molecular function (GO): heme binding
Source: RefSeq, a predicted model, not a curated record
AUGGCGACCGGUUACAUAACGACGAUAUCAAAAAAAUAUCCCUCCUUUAGAGAUGAACCCUUAAAAACGAUUUACCGUUGGUUGGAUGGGAAGCGGCAGGACGAUGGUGCCGAAGGGCUGUGGCGCAUUCACGACACCCUGUACGACUUUACAUACUUUAUCGAGAAGCAUCCCGGUGGCCCUGAAUGGUUACGCCUGACAAAGGGCACGGACAUUACGGAAGCGUUCGAGACGCACCACAUUAGAGUGCGGGCGGAGGGCAUGUUGGCGAAGUACAAAGUGCGCGAGGCCACCGAGCCGAGAGCGGUCCGCUUAACGUUCCGUGACGAUGGGUUUUACCGGACACUGAAGCGGCGUGUGCGCGACAAGCUGAAGGACAUCGACUACGGUCCAGCUAAGCGGUCGAAGCUGAUCAUCGACUCGAUGCUGGCAGCUGCAUUUGGGCUAGCGUUUCUUGCCAUACGCCUGCAUAGCUAUGCACUUGCAACCGUGUCCGGGCUUUUCGUCUGCUGGACGAUGAUAAGCGCACACAACUUCUUCCACCAACGGGACAACUGGCGUAUGAUGGCGUUUAAUUUGGCCUUUUCGAGCUAUCGUGAGUGGCGCGUUUCGCACGCAUUGUCUCAUCACAACUUCCCCAACUCGAUAUUGGAUCUGGAAAUUUCGUACUUUGAGCCCUUCCUUUGCUGGCUACCGAAUCCUGCCAUUAAAAGCUCAGCGAAACGCUUCGCAGCUUGGCUGUAUGGACCGCUGGUGUAUUCGUUCCUCUUUUAUGGUGAAUUUGUGAAACGUGUGAUCGAGACGUACGAGACCGGGAAGAACACAUUCUUCCUAGACGAUCUUGUCACGUUGAUUCUGCCGACGUUUAUGUACGUGGUCGGAGCUACCAGCCUGUGGGAGGUGGUAAAGAUGUGGCUGUUCAUCGUACUGGUUGCUAGCUUCCUGUUCGGUUUGAUUGGACUGAACGCAGCACACCAUCAUCCAAAGGCGGUCCACGAUGGUGACCAAAUACCAGCUGACAUCGAUUUUGCUGUUUAUCAGAUGGCCGCCGUCAUUGAUCGAUCAGACACGAAAGGAUCACAGUUUAUGGUGCUGACAAGCUUCGGUGAUCACUGUCUGCAUCAUCUGUUCCCUACGCUGGACCAUGGCAUUCUUCCGCAGCUGUAUCCCGUAUUUUUCGAAACGUGCCGCGAGUUUGAAACCGUCUAUCGGGAGCUGCCCUGGUUGCAGCAAAUUAUCGGCCAGCACAAACAACUUGCCCGCGUAGAACCGAUGACGUACAAACCGUCGGAGAAGUUUGCUUAAUUCUAAGGGCAGUGACAUCGGAG